AAUUUUCUUAUAAUCUACAAAUUCACCGCUCUUUAGUUUUAUUAUCAGACGGUGGAAGGGCAAAGCUGAAGAAACACCCACUUAAUUACAAGAUUAUAACUUAAAGUCAGCCAACUGCACUUCCAAUCCAUAUUCUUUAUUCUACUAGUCAUCUGUCAAAUAUUAACUAAGAGACCAAGACAUCCUAUAUUUGCCCAAGGCCAAGAUUUCUGAUCUUCCAAAAUGGCUUUCUACAAUAUUGCCUCUUCCAUCAACUUAACAAUAUUGGCUACCAUCAUUUUCUUCUAUACGGCUAGUAAUGCCUCCACAAGCGUUGCAAAUGUGACGUCCCAAUCCUCAUCUCUACAACUGGAAGGCAAGGCUCUAUUAGAUAGUGGGUGGUGGAAAUCCUGCUCCAAUAUCUCCUCUUUACAUCGUAAGUGGCCUAAUAUAAAUUGUGAUGUUAUCAUAAAUUCUAGAAGUUAUUGCAAUUGGCCUGGUAUUACCUGCAAUAUUGCUGGAAGUGUCACUGAAAUUUAUCCACCCUCGGACUUGUUCAUAGGAAAUAAGUUUCGUAAAUUGAACUUUUCUUGCUUCCCAAACCUUACUCUUCUUGAUCUCAGAGGCCAUUGGAUUUAUGAGGAAAUCCCUCCUCAACUUGGAGAUCUUACAAAACUAAGGGUACUUGACCUGUCCUCCAAUUACAUUCAUGGUGCUAUCCCCCCUGAAAUUGGGAACUUGAGCAGCCUUCAAAAUUUAGACGUGGGUGACAAUAUUCUCAAUGGGUUAAUUCCAAAAGAGUUAGGACAACUCAAAAAUUUGGUUACUCUUGAUUUGUCUGAUAACAGGCUCAUUGGGUCAAUUCCACUUACUCUUGGUCUUUUAACCAAUCUUACUCAGCUAUACUUGCAAUACAAUCAUUUUCGUGGUGCCAUCCCUCCUGAAAUUGGGAACAUGAGUAGCCUUCAAAAUUUAGAUGUGGGUGACAAUAUUCUCAGUGGGUUAAUUCCAAAAGAGUUAGGGCAACUCAAAGAUUUGGUUACUCUUAAUUUGUCUGAUAACAAGCUCGUUGGCUCAUUUCCACCAACUCUUGGUCUUUUAGCCAAUCUUGCUCAGCUAUAUAUGCAAUACAAUCAAUUUGAUGGUGCCAUCCCUCCUGAAAUUGGGAACAUGAGUAGCCUUCAAAAUUUAGACGUGAGUAACAAUUUUCUCAUAGGUCCAAUCCCAUCUACUCUAGGUGAUUUAUUCCAUUUGAAAUCUCUAUCCCUUUUUAGGAAUUCAUUCAAUUGGUUUAUUCCACAAGAAUUAGGGCAACUCAAAAAUUUAAUUACUAUUGAUUUGUCUGAUAAUAUGCUCGUUGGGUCAAUUCCUUCAUCUUUAAGUUAUUUAAUUAAUUUGCAGAAAUUGACUCUUUCACGAAAUCAAAUUAAUGGGUCCAUUCCUUUGGGGUUAGGAAAUUUGAAAAAUUUAGUUACGUUAGAUCUUGGAGACAAUAACCUCUCAGGCCCAAUUCCGUCAUCCCUGGGACAAUUGUCCAAUUUAACAUUUCUUUUCCUUGAAUCAAAUCUCUUAGAAGGUCCAAUACAAGGAGAACUGUGCAACUUACAUGCAUUGAGUGUUUUGUACCUUGCCAAUAACACAGUGUCUGGCACAAUGCCAAUAGAAAUUGGUGGGCUCUUCAGUAUUAAUGAAUUAGACCUUUCCCAAAAUAAAUUGGAAGGACCCAUUCCUCCCCAUAUUGGUAAUCUUACCAUGCUGUACACUUUAAAUCUCAGUCACAACUUAAUCAGCGGAGAAAUACCUUAUGAAGCAGGGUUCUUGCAACACUUGACACUCGAUCUAAGCUACAAUAAACUUACUGGUACUAUUCCUAAUUUCAGUGCUUCGUUUAAUCAAAUCAAUUUUUCAUUUAACAAUUUCACUGGUCCAAUUCCGUGCAAUUUGCGUAGACUCUUUCCCAUUCAUAGUUUUGUUGGCAACAAGGGUUUAUACGGAGACGAAAUAAAUAAUGUUUGCUUUUCACCCCCAGCAAGCAUUGGCUCUGCAAACUCAAAUAAGUGGAUGCACUAUUCAAAGAUCUUUCUUCCCAUUACCUUGUUUCUUGCCUUCUUGAUUCCCGGAUCAUUAUUCCUCUAUCGUCGGCACAAGAUCAAGAAUUCACAAACUGAGACAAAAGAAUCAAGAAAUGGGGACAUAUUCUCAGUAUGGAACUAUGAUGGCAGGAUUGCCUUUGAAGAUGUCAUUGAAGCAACUGAGAAUUUCGACAUUAGAUACUGCAUUGGAACUGGUGGCUAUGGGAGUGUUUAUAAGGCACAACUUCCUAGCGGCAGAGUAAUUGCCUUGAAGAAACUCCACAGAAUGGAAGCAGAGGAGCCAAGUUUUGACAAAUGUUUCAAGAAUGAGGUGAAACUGUUAACAGAAAUUCGUCACAAGAACAUUGUCAAGCUGCAUGGUUUCUGUUUACAUCGAAGAUCAAUGUUCUUGAUUUAUGAGUACAUCGAAAGGGGAAGUUUAUUCUGUGUACUAAGAAAUGAGGAAGAAGCUGCGGAAUUAGAUUGGAUGAAAAGGGUGAACAUUGUGAAAGGAAUGGCAUAUGCUUUAUCAUACUUGCAUCAUGAUUGUAGCACACCAAUUGUUCAUCGAGACAUAUCAAGCAACAACAUUUUGUUGAACUCUGAUUGGGAGGGUAUUGUAUCUGAUUUUGGAACAGCAAGAUUUCUUUAUCCUGAUUCAUCCAACCAAACUAUACUUGCUGGCACGCAUGGAUAUAUUGCUCCAGAGCUUGCAUAUACUAUGGUCGUGAAUGAAAAAUGCGAUGUGUAUAGCUUUGGAGUGGUAGCACUGGAAAUAGUUAUGGGAAAGCAUCCUGGAGAACUUCUUUCCUCAUUACCAUCAUCACCAUCAGAUCCACACAUAAUGUUGAAAGAUGUGUUUGAUUCACGUCUCCUUCCUCCAACCAACCACGUGGUUGCUCAAAGUGUGAUUCUUGUGGUCACAUUAGCACUAGCAUGUCUGCGAUUCAACCCAAAAUCUCGACCAACAAUGCAGCAAGUGUGUAGAGAGUUUCUUGUUCACAAGCCAGUUCCAUUGCCUCAACUUGUUCAGGAAAUUCCUUUAUGGCAUCUGAUGAAUCAAGACAUCUGCAUAGUGGAGCAAAAUUAGCUAGAAAAGGUUAUUAACAAGUGUUGAAGUGUUGGACAAAAACAGGAGGGCGUUGGCAAAGACAGUCGGCUACAUGAAAUUGCAGGUCUAUCUCAUCUUCUGAAAUUAAAGCGUCCUCAGGCUAAUAAUGGCUUCACUAAAUUGUGUUUUGAUAAUCAUAAAUUAUCAUUCUUGUAAGUAAUUUUGUGUAAUUUUGAUGAUUCAAUUGUUGUGCUGUUUUAGAGAUUUAAAAAUCCCAAAACAUUGUAUCGAUGUGAAAAACCUUAAUUAGGAUCUGUUGCUUACCACAA
Messenger RNA from Hevea brasiliensis (rubber tree), 3431 nucleotides. RefSeq names its product MDIS1-interacting receptor like kinase 2. Gene Ontology annotation, molecular function: ATP binding; protein kinase activity; protein binding. Bases 223 to 3141 code for a protein of 972 amino acids. The record is from RefSeq and is a predicted model, not a curated record. Gene Ontology annotation, cellular component: plasma membrane. Lineage: Eukaryota; Viridiplantae; Streptophyta; Magnoliopsida; Malpighiales; Euphorbiaceae. Gene Ontology annotation, biological process: protein phosphorylation; hormone-mediated signaling pathway. The transcript has 3 exons.